Messenger RNA from Papaver somniferum (opium poppy), 2422 nucleotides. Its product is annotated as ribosome biogenesis protein BMS1 homolog. The record is from RefSeq and is a predicted model, not a curated record. Gene Ontology annotation, cellular component: 90S preribosome; nucleus. Gene Ontology annotation, biological process: endonucleolytic cleavage of tricistronic rRNA transcript (SSU-rRNA, 5.8S rRNA, LSU-rRNA); maturation of SSU-rRNA from tricistronic rRNA transcript (SSU-rRNA, 5.8S rRNA, LSU-rRNA); ribosome biogenesis. The coding region runs from base 87 to 1916 and encodes 609 amino acids. The transcript is spliced from 10 exons. Lineage: Eukaryota; Viridiplantae; Streptophyta; Magnoliopsida; Ranunculales; Papaveraceae. Gene Ontology annotation, molecular function: GTP binding; U3 snoRNA binding; GTPase activity.
AAAAAAACCAGCGAGUUAAAAUAGAAAAAUAACCUCUGUAAUCCCAAGAAGGCAAAUUAGUUCUGCUGGUGUAAUCUAGGGUUGAAAUGGGGAUCGAUUCUUCUUCUUUUAGUUCAAUUAGUAAUCGGUACGAAGGUAGAUUUGUUCGUCAUUGGGAUUAUAAUAACAGUUUGAUAAUUUAUGACAGAAAGAGUGAUGACAAUCGAAACGCACAAUCACAAGCAGCAACCACUGAUCAGAAAGAGGUACAAUUGCAACAUGAUCUCGACGAAGAAGAACCAGUUCCAUACGUUGUUCUAGUUCAAGGACCUCCCAAGGUUGGGAAGUCCAUGCUGAUUAAAUCUCUAGCGAAGUUUUUUACUAUGCACCAUCUAGAUAACGUUCGAGGUCCUAUUACUGUGGUAUCAGGUAAGCAUAGGCGGCUGCAGUUUGUGGAGUGCCCAAAUGAUGUUAAUGGCAUGAUAGAUGCUGCAAAAUACGCUGAUUUGGUGUUAUUUUGCAUUGAUGCAAGUUAUGGGUUUGAAAUGGAAACGUUUGAGUUCUUUAACCUUCUACAAGUUCACGGCUUUCCAAAUGUCAUUGGUGUCCUCACAAAUCUUGAUAAGAUCAAACCUGAUGGAAGUCUAAAGGAAACCAAGCAGCGCCUCAGUCGUCAGUUCCGGAACGAAAUAUACGGUGGAGCAGAAGUAUUCUACUUGUCUAAUCUUGAUAAGGGAAUGUACAUGGACGAUGAGAUUCACAAACUAGGAGCGUUCAUAUCAGUUAUGAAAUUCAACCCUUUGUCCUGGCAAACUGCACAUCCUUAUGUGCUCGUCGAUCAUUUUGAGGAUGUUACUUCUCCAGAGAGAGUGCACAUUGACAAUAAAUGCGAUAGAAACAUAGUUAUGUACGGUUAUCUUCGAGGCAGUAAUUUUAGGAGAGGAACUCAGGUGCAUAUUGCUGGUGCUGGUGAUUUUCCUGUAUAUGGUAUUAAAAGCUUAGCUGAUCCCUGCUCUUUACCAAUUGCUGCCAAAAUUAAGGGAGUGAGUGACAAGGAAAGACUCUUUUAUGCACCAAUGUCUGGUCUUGGGGAUCUUCUCUAUGACAAGGAUGCAGAAUAUCUGGAUGAACUCAACGAUAUUGAUGAGGUAACCCAAUCGGAGAUCGCAGGUUUCAGAGCAGGAACUUAUUUAAAGUUGGAGGUUCGUGAUGUCCCUUUUGAGAUGACUAAAAAUAUUGAUCCCAAUCACCCUAUCCUCGUCGGAGGUAUCAGUCUCGAAGAGGAGAAUAUUGGAUAUAUGAAGGCGAGGCUUAAGCGACAUAGCUGGCAUAGGAAAUUAUUGAAGACAAGAGACCCAAUCAUUGUUUCAGCUGGUUGGAAACGUUACCAGACCAGAUCCACUUAUGCCCAGGAGCAGGAAGACUGUGGUAACGGUUUGCAUCGUAUCGAUUCUACUCCCGAGCACGCAGAUUGUCUUGCAAUGUUUUGGGGUCCUCUUGCACCUCCUGAUACUGGUUUUGUAGCUAUACAAAAUCUGGCAGGCAAUAAGGCUGCAUUUCGGAUUUCAGCAAUUGGUGUCAUACUUGACGUUACCCAGGCUGCAGAGAUAGUUACAAAGAUAAUGAAGAAGCGCAAACAAAUUGGGUCUCCUCUCAAGACCUUCAAGAAAACUGCUCUCAUCAAAGACAUGUUUACAUCAGAUCUUGAAAUUGAUUGGUUUGAAGGUGCAGCGAUUCAGACUGUAAGAGGAGUUCGGGGGAACAUUAAAAAGGCUGCCAGAAAAAAGCUCGUUAGUGAACUUCCAAGGAAGGGAGAUGUUUGUUCCAAAACCAAGGAUGAUCCUGCUAGGAGACAGCAGACGGUUGAACAGCGACGUGGUGUGGUGUUUGCCGAGAAGAAGAAGACAACUGGAAAUCGGAUCUGUAAAGAGGACUAGUGUAAAAGGAGGCCGAAGAAAUGUGUGGAGUUUUCUGAUAAAAAGAAAGAGUAUAUUCUACAGUGUAAAAGGAGGCCGGAGGAAUGCGAGGAACCUUCUGAGAAAGAGAAAGAGUUAUUAAAGAAAUUUAUAGAGAAAUCAAAUGAGAUGGCGAAAGGGUGGUGCAAUCUCAAUUAUCUAAUGAUAGGACAUUAAUAUUUAUUUACUUAAUGCUACCAGACUUUUGUUUUAUAUAUUUCCAAGACGUGUCAUUGGCACUAAAUUUAACCAAAAAGAAAAAACCAAGGAAAUCCAGGUUUCAUAUGAAUUGUUUCUUCUGCUGAAGCCAAGGAGAUGAAGGUCUCUUUCUUGAUGGGUAUUGACAAGAGUAAUGGGUUUCAUUCUAGUAGGAUCUCUGAUGUGUUUUUAGUGUACUUUCACUGCUAUGUAUAAUGGGUGUGCUUAAUCAGCUAAUGAAUCGAAUUAUGUUCUCUAAUUUGAUCUUUUGGUUUUAAGUUCACUUCGUA